This is a messenger RNA of Apiotrichum porosum, 1995 nucleotides long. RefSeq lists its product as uncharacterized. The coding region runs from base 1 to 1995 and encodes 664 amino acids. Gene Ontology annotation, molecular function: ubiquitin protein ligase binding. Gene Ontology annotation, cellular component: cytoplasm. Gene Ontology annotation, biological process: proteasome-mediated ubiquitin-dependent protein catabolic process; regulation of proteolysis. The record is from RefSeq and is a predicted model, not a curated record. The transcript is spliced from 8 exons. Lineage: Eukaryota; Fungi; Basidiomycota; Tremellomycetes; Trichosporonales; Trichosporonaceae.
AUGGCCACCGCUCAACAGGCAGCGCCCGUACACUCGGGAAGAGACCAUUUGCAAGUCACAUCCACGCCAGCAGCUCCACCGACCAGCCUUGAAUUUGCAGAGACCACCACCGUCUCGUUAGAAUGGCGGCUCAGCGGCCUUCGGGCCAUGUACGAGACAAGUAAAGGCGAUGCCAAGUCGCGUGGUGCUGCGAUCAGUGACGAGUUCCCGAACAGCGAAACGACGCCGACGCUGACGACCUCCGCUCACAGCAAGUGCAUCAAGUCCGCCAUCUUUGGUGACCCGGACAAUCUGUGGGAGGUGCUGUGGUACCCCAACUCUGGCGUGCAGGGUGGCGAGUAUGCCAGCUUGUACCUGUCGUGUGUGCCGACUACACAGGAGCGCGAGCAAGGUAUCGGCAACAAAUGGGUGCGCAAGGGCCUGUGGUGGUUCCGCUUUGAAGUCAAGGUGCACGAGGAACGCACAGGCAAGCUGGCGGCCAUUGCCUCCAAAGACGCGAGCGACCACACGUUCGCAGUUAAAACGGCCAACUGGGGCUGGCAGCAGUUUGGCAAACGCGACCAGCUGUUCUUGCACCCGGCCGUCGUGGCCAGCGACUCUUUCGUGAUUGUGUGCACCAUAUCGGCACAGCCCCAGCCCCCAGCUGGAUACUGGCUUGGCUUGGGACAACCUGGCCGUCCUGGAACCGUUUCUGGCAGUCCCAAUUCGCUCGCCUGGUCUGGUGGAGACGGAGCAUCGGGCGGUGUUGCUGGUGGAACCCUCGCAGCCGGCGGGCCCAAGCGCAUCGUGCCACGCGACCUCGUGUCAGCAGUCGGCGACAUGCUUGACGAUCCAAUGUACUCUGACAUUGAGUUUGUCAUCCCAGCCCCCUCUCUCCGCGCACGCGGCAUUGCUGGCGACCGCCCGCCCCCUCGGCGCGUGUAUGCAAACAAGAAGCUGCUCAACCGGUGCGAGUACUUUGACGCCAUGUUUCACGGCGGCUUUGGCGAGGUAGAAGGAACGUUGAGUGAUGACGACGAUGACGACGAUGCGGAUGAUGGCCUCGACAACUUGUCCGACAGUGAUGAAGAGGAUGAGCUGUCAGACCUGCUGGCAGGCCCGACUGUCACUCCCACCACUACCGGCACCAUCAACACGAGCAGUACCACCACCCGAGACGAAUCGUCUGUUGCUCCCACUCGUGAAGAGGGGGAAUCCACCAAACCCGAUAUAAGCAACCGGGAUAACGAGCGGGACGAUGAGGAGGAGGAGGAGGAAGAUCACAGCGUCGAGGCCACUGACGGCGGAGGCGAAACACCGGAACAAGGUGGUGGUAACCCGGACGAUGCUCCGCCGACCGAGCCCAAGCCCGCAGCGCCGGUGGUGCAACGCAAGCGCGCGCGGUCGACUGCUCACUCGCUCGGACCCAAGAAGACGCGCGUGGUUGUCCGCGACGCAGCUUGGAGCACGUGGUGGGCGGUGUUGUACUGGCUAUACACCGACGUCAUCUACUUUGCACCCCUCUCUUCAUCCUUUGCCGAACGCUCGCGCCACAGCCGGUCUGGCUCAACCACCGUCCAAGCCGCAGGCGAGCCCCGCAGCCGUCGUGAAUGGAUUGCCGCCUGGCUCUCGGAACGCGGCAUGGCAACCAGCCUCGGCGGCAGCGACGAGGGUGGCAACGUCUUGGCCAUCGUCGGCCCCCGUCCAGUCUCUGCGAAAGCAGUCUAUCGCCUAGCUGACAAGCUUGAUUUGCCGGCACUCAAGCUCCGUGCGUUCCAGCAUAUUGUCGGCCAACUGACCGCGGCAAAUAUCCCCGCGGAGGUGUUUAGCCGUUUCAGUUCGACAUUUGAGGACGUCCGCAAGGUUCAAGUGGCAUUCUUCCUCAAGCACUGGAGCGAGAUUAAAAAGUCGGACACGAUGCAAAACAUCUGGAAACAGAUCAGGGACGGCAAACAUGUGGGCUUUGAAGAGGUGUGGCCUCUCAUCGUCGGCCAGCUCGACUUCCGUCCGUCGUAA